Monoraphidium neglectum is the source of this 582-nucleotide messenger RNA. RefSeq lists its product as hypothetical. The transcript has a single exon. Lineage: Eukaryota; Viridiplantae; Chlorophyta; Chlorophyceae; Sphaeropleales; Selenastraceae. Bases 1 to 582 code for a protein of 193 amino acids. The record is from RefSeq and is a predicted model, not a curated record.
AUGGCCGCCGCCCCCGACACUGGAGCCAGCGCGGAGCUGCCCGGCUGUGCGCCGUGGGGGGCGCAGCCCCUGGAGGUCUGGCCGGCGGACCAAGAGGUCAUCGUGGCGCUGUCUGAGGGCGCCGCCCCGCUGCCGCUCUUGGACGAGAUCGGCUCCGCGCUGCUGGCGCCCACGGCUGACGGCGCGCCCAGCCCCUACCGCGAGGUGUCGUCCUCCAUCAGCUACGGUCCGCAGGCCGUCAGCGGCAGCCACGCUGCGACGGCGGCGGCGAUGCUGCCCGUGGCACGGCCGCAUCCGAUGCAGUCGCUGGGUCCGGACGCCGCUGUGCGGGCGCUGGCGGCAGACCUGCAGGCCGUUCUGCCGCGCCUCGCCGCCAACGCGUGCGCGCCCGCCGGGCUGCCGGUCGGCCGGGUGGUGAUCGGCCUGCGGCUGGGGGCCGGCGUGCUGUACUGGGAGCCGGGGCUUGUGGUGGCGGUUGCCGCGCGCAGCAGCGACGCGGGCGCCGCGGUGCUGAAAUGCGUGGUGGACGCGAUCCGAUCAUGGCUGUACAUGCGGCCCCAAGCGGGCAGCGUCGGGCGGUGA